This is a messenger RNA of Lindgomyces ingoldianus, 1686 nucleotides long. RefSeq lists its product as uncharacterized. The record is from RefSeq and is a predicted model, not a curated record. The transcript is spliced from 2 exons. NCBI's taxonomy places the organism in Eukaryota, Fungi, Ascomycota, Dothideomycetes, Pleosporales, Lindgomycetaceae. The coding region runs from base 1 to 1686 and encodes 561 amino acids.
AUGUUUGAGAUUCCAGCGGCCGCUACAGUGUGUAUAAUCGUUGUCAACGCAAUAGGCUGGUAUGGCAUGUUGAAAACUGGUAUACAAAUCGUUCACGACGAUUGGAAAUUGAAGGAUUCGUAUAAAAGGGACCUCGAUAUUGACUGGACGAACUUUGUCAAUCAAGUGAAAGAACUAGAACAAUGGAAAAAGGACUGGAUGAUAACCGAUAAGACCACCCCAGAUGCAUGUCUCAUCUAUAUGUGGGGCAAAUCUGAGUUUGAUGACAUCAAAAAGGGAUUGAAGAGCCUCCGUAGUCUAGGGAAGGAUGUUCAUAAAGAAUUCGCUAAAUUUUUUGAUCUCAAGAAAGACAAGUGGGACCUGAAGUCGGAUUCCAAGAAAGAGAAGAAGGCUAGGUACAUAUACAAGAAGCGCAAAUAUCUUGGGGAUCUCGCUUCAGCAUUUCAAAAAGUUCUUAAGAACUUGAAGGACGCAUCGGCACGGGGUUGGAAGGAAGAAAGCAAGAAGUUCUUUUCUUACGGUAAUACUGAUGAGGACCGCAAGUAUCACACGAGAAACGCCUAUCAUCUCUUGAGAGUGGCAAAGAAUUCUGCACAAGAAUUCAAGACACUUUGCUCAUUGAUGCCUUCGGCUAAAGGAUUCUGUGUGGAGUUAGACCUGGAUAUGUUCAAUGCUUGCGGGAAAGCAAUGACACAAGAAACCGAAGUAACCCAAAUUGAUGCAAUGGAGGCCGCAGGUCAUCUGAAGUUGGAGCUCAUUUGUGGGAAACGCCGAGACGGACAGCAUCUUGAAUCUUUAACACGCAUUCGAGUGGAAGCAGUAAACCCGCCUACCUACCAUGGUCCCCUACAAGAGGCCUUGAAAGCUGUCUUAAAGACACCUGAUUCCACGGCUUACUACUUCGGAAGUAUCGGAACACAAUCGACUUUCUUUAGUCUCAAUAAAAUUGCGUACGAACCAGACUCACCCUCGCUGCGACUGGACCCUGCAGAGCCGCGAAGUACGUUAAAUUCCUUGCUCGCUAGCCAAAUGUCUCCAUACAACCGGACCGACAAGCGAACGAAUGUCCUACUAGGCAACUUCUCAGUAUUCAGGCUAUGCUACGAGCUCAGUCAGACAUGUCUCCUCUUCCUCCGGUCGAAUAAAUUCGCGGACAUGUGCGGCUGCCAAAUACAGUGCGGGCGGCAGGCAUACGAACCCGGCCACCUCAGCCCUCGCGACUGGUAUGAAUACGGUAUUGAUCUCGUCUGGAGCGCGGGCCACAUGCGGGAUAAUCUUACCGGUAUUUCGUGGUGCGAUUACUAUAGUAGUGAUGGAGACACUAUCACGAGAUCUAUACGGCGUCUGGGUAUCCUUCUUCUCGAAGCUAUAUUGAGUACUCGCGUCAAGCUUGUCAUGACGGAUACAGGUACACCCAGAGCUAUCACUGCCGUAUUAUUACGAACGCAGAACCCAUUUACGCAACCUCUUCCUCUAGACGAUGUACUAGUGCUUGUGCGCAAAAUCAUCGAUACAAAUACCUUUGGUGAAGUGGUGAAAGUUUGCCUUACAAGGACAUUUCCAGGGGCACCAACGGACCAAGAUUGGGAGCGAAUCUUCCAGGAUCUCUAUCUCGACAUCGUCAAACCGCUCAGAGAAAUCCACCAAAUUCAUCUCGACCAAGCAGCGUUCCGCCGUCCCGCUUAG